This is a messenger RNA of Apis mellifera (honey bee), 475 nucleotides long. RefSeq names its product succinate dehydrogenase assembly factor 3, mitochondrial (gene Sdhaf3). Gene Ontology annotation, biological process: succinate metabolic process; mitochondrial respiratory chain complex II assembly. The record is from RefSeq and is a predicted model, not a curated record. The transcript has 3 exons. Gene Ontology annotation, cellular component: mitochondrial intermembrane space; mitochondrion. NCBI's taxonomy places the organism in Eukaryota, Metazoa, Arthropoda, Insecta, Hymenoptera, Apidae. The coding region runs from base 131 to 433 and encodes 100 amino acids.
CUUUCUUUUUUCAUACUCAUCAACUCAUACAUCAAAAUAUGUAAUAUUUAGUGCGAAAUUCUACUAAAAUCUUUUCUAAUUUAAUUUAUCUGUUAAUAAAGUGUAAUAGUGAAUAUAUCAAUCCAUUAGCAUGUUACAUCGUGGUUUACCACCUGAAAUUCAAGUCUUAGGAACGAAUUAUGUUCGAGAUGAAUUUAAAAGACAUAAAAAUUGUAACGAAGAUAUAGCAAUUAUAUUUAUGAACGAAUGGACAGAGUAUGCUAUAAUGCUUACAAAACAACUUGGGCUAAAAGGACCACAUACAGCUAAACCUUUAGGUGAAAAUUUAAAAGAAGAAGAUUUUAACAAAUUUAGGGAUGAACAAUUAUAUCAGUUAUAUGAACUAAUGAUUGCAUCAACUGGUAAAAUUAAUAAAAAUACAGAAGAUACGUAAUUUAUUCUUUCUAAAAUAUAUUGUAUACUAUUAAUAAUAUUA